UGCAUAAAGCAGUACACAAAUUCAUAUACGAGAUACCUUUCUAUUCGUAGAGCUUCGUGCCGUCAAACACAAACCGUGUUCUGUGAACAACUUCACAUAUGUAACCUUAUUCGAAGAGAAUAUCUGGGAAAUACAUUUAAUAAUACGGAAUUGCCAAAAUUUAUUCCGGUUUAUUAACGACUGUUACAAUGAGUUCUGGAUUCAUAUCAGAAGCUGAAAUAACUGAAUUACGGAAAGCACGACAAGAGGAAUGGGAUCGUGUAAGAUCAGCGGAUCAACCGUUAGAGGCACCAGAAGAGCCUUACGAUCCAAGAUCGUUGUAUGAACGAUUACAGGAGCAAAAAGGCAAACGUGAUAUGGAAUAUGAAGAAGCGCACAAGCUCAAAAACAUGAUAAAAGGCCUUGAUGAUGAUGAAGUAGAAUUUCUAGACUUAGUUGACCGUACCAAACUUGAAGAAGAACGUAAAAAAAAUUUAGAAGAAGAAAAAGAAAUGAGGGAUUUUAAAGCAGCUGUUGCUUCGUUGCAUGAAAAAUCUUUAGAUGAAAGGCUUAAGCAGGAACUAAAGAAACCACAAACAACUAAUAAAAAUAUGUCUAGUGGAAGUGGAAGGAAUUCCCAGCUAAGGUUGUUGGCUGGAGCUGUUGUCAAAAGAACUGAAAAACAACCUAGUGGCAGUGAUGAUACGACAAAAGGAAGUAAAAGAAAACUAUCUGAAAUAGAAGAAAACGGUGAUGUUACAGUGCCAAAAUUGAAGGAAUGCUCCAUGCAUGCUGUACAGACUGCAGAAACUUCAGGCGAGAAAGUUAAUGAAACUAAAUUUGCUACAAAGACUCUUACAGAUGUUGAGGAAGUACUUGAAAAGGCGACUAAGAUGCCUGGAGGAAUGAAGUGCAUUGGAAUUUUGCCAGGUCUUGGUUCUUACCAACAUUCUAGCGACAGUGAGGCCAGUUCGGAUACAGAUGAAGAAAUUGAACAUACUAAGUACGAUCUUUUAGGCCGAAAAAUAGAGCCCGUUAAAACUGAAGAAAAAAGUUAAAGACUUUAUGAUGUCGAGCUUGUAAAAAUAACAUUCGUUCCCUGAUAAAGACGCACAGAAUGUGAUCAGGACUCAAGAAUAGCCACAGAUUCUUACCUGAUUAUCAAGUGCUCAGGCGUUCUGUGUGCUAAUUAAAUUUGACAUGGACAGAGUUUCAUUUUCAAUGAUUACUUAUGAGAUUAAUUAAAAUGAAUGCAAUCGUUAGAACCGUAAUUAUAUGUUCCAAAUUGUUAGCCAUAUCAUUUUUUACGAUUUUAUGUAUGAAAUAGUUGAGAAAUUGAAGUGCUUGAAUUGAGCUAAAAUUUUAUUAAAGAUCCAUUCAUAUCAGAAUAAAUCACGAAUCUUGACACCAUUGAGAAGUAUAAUGUAUGAUAUUAAGAAUCAAUCAAUUUUAUGAAACGUGCAUAUUUUAUAGGUACAAAAAAAAUACUUCAUUCCACACCAGAUCUAUAGUCUGUUUUCAAAUUAUUAAUGAACAAAGGAGGAAUUCAAUUAUUAACAAAUAUUAUCAAUGCAAAUUUGUGAUACACGUUUGCUUUACCAAAAGUUUUUGCUAUAAGUUAUGUACUUAGCACAUUACACUGCAGUGUAUAACAUGAAACGAAAUAGCGUACCUUUCGAUCGGGGUGUAAGCUAGGCUUAAUUAACUAGAAGUAUCUGUAAUGUAUCAUAAUUUUGUUUCUCAAUUCAUAAUUGAAGUAUUUUUUCAGUUGAUAAAAUAUCUCGAUGGCAGAAGACACCAAAAAAUAUACAUUAUAUUAUACACAUAUUGAAUAGUUUUCUUCAAAGUUUCUAACAUACUUUGAAUUGUACCACACGAGAUACUUGGGAAUAUGUUUGAAUUAUAUUACAAGUUACACAUUUUAAAAAAAAAUUUGUUCUUACAAUUCGUAAUAAACUUCAAAUCCACAUAGCGGCACAGGCGAAAAAAAUAAACAAUAAAUAAAGCAAA
Messenger RNA from Neodiprion fabricii, 1989 nucleotides. Its product is annotated as PSME3-interacting protein. The coding region runs from base 189 to 1037 and encodes 282 amino acids. The transcript has 5 exons. NCBI's taxonomy places the organism in Eukaryota, Metazoa, Arthropoda, Insecta, Hymenoptera, Diprionidae. The record is from RefSeq and is a predicted model, not a curated record. Gene Ontology annotation, cellular component: nucleus.